Messenger RNA from Coregonus sp. 'balchen', 7952 nucleotides. The record is from the annotation of a GenBank genome assembly. Lineage: Eukaryota; Metazoa; Chordata; Actinopteri; Salmoniformes; Salmonidae.
AUGUAUGUAUACAAAAAGGAAGACAUCAACCUCCCUAGUGCUUUUCUAGAGGAAGUCUUAAAAGUCUCAGGUAUGCUGCUUUUGUUGCUAUUUCUGUUUGUUAUUACGGUGAGUCAUCAAACACCAUGUCAAAUAUGUGUAAUACUCAAUCUCGAAAAAACACUUUCACAUCUAUGGUACUGUAUAUGACAUAUUACAAGUUUAUAAUCCCCCCAUAAAUGUAUUUUCAUUUAUAUUCUAGGUCUCCUGCCAACCACUGUUGCCCCAACAACCACCACCACCACUGUGGCUUCCACUACGGCAAUUAAAACUGCAGGUCCUCCAACAACAACCACAAUUGUACUUCCUACAACGACAACUGCAACUUUGACCUCAACUUCUAUGUCUUCAGUGACAUCAACAACUAGGUAAGCAAGAUAAUUUAGUAUAAUUAUUUUAUGCAAUUCAAUUAACACUUUGUCAAUCAAGGAACCUUUGAAACGAAGAAGCAUGUAUAUCCGUGCUUGUGUCGUUAACUACUGAUAUUUUCAUAAAGCAUUCAAAAUGUCAGCCUUUCUUUAGAAAAGCUCUUUGAGUACCUCAGUUGGUAGAAGGGCGCUAUAUAAAUCCAAUCUAUUGUUAUUAGUGUGCUUGCUGAAGGCAAGACCACCAUAUUUCCUACAUACUUCUUCUAAUUAUUUGAUUAAUUUAGCCCGCUCUAGCACUUAAACGCUUCAAGCUAUGAACACGGAACCAAAUUAGAUUACUUGAGAAUUUUUUUUUUUGCAUUAAUACCUUUAGUCCUACAACAAUAUUUAAAUCAGCUCCCAAUGCAUUUCAACACCAAACCAACAUUGAUAUUUUCAGACUGACCCAACUUAGAUUGCUUUUAUUCAGCUUUUUUAUACUAUUUAUACUUGUUGAACUAUAACCAUUUUAAAGUUGCAUAAAAGCUCCAUAGGCUUUAAUGAGAAAUGUUUGGUUUCGCCACUUCUCUUGAACUAUUUAUGCUACAAAGACCAAACCAACGUUGAAAUGUACAGACUGACCCAUAUUAGAUUGCUUGUCAAAAGCUUCAAAUAUUCUAAAACUUGUAUGAACCGUAAUGAUAUAAUUUGCAUAAAUUAGCAUAACACUUCAUGGAUUCAAUGCCAAUCAUGGGAACACAGUGGUAAACAUUUAAAAUGCUGCUGCUCCUUAACCAUUUCAGCUACAAACAUUUAAAACAACUUUAACAUUUUCAAAACGUUAUAAACUAUACGAAUUCAAACAAGUAUAAACUAGCAUAUAAUAACCUACCAACAAUAAUAGUAACUCUUGAACCAUUCAAGCUAGAUGUCAUCUUGUGAGGUGGAUGUGGGGUGAAGUCAGGCGCAGGACACCGAAGCUAAGUCCAAAAGUUUAAUAAAGACAGAUCCCAAAAACAAGGCACGGCCUCUAAACAAAGGAGGCGGAAUAAUGCGCAAUUACGCAAAACAUGCGUAAAAUACACAGAACACAAAACCCUACACGAAAACACACACGACAGGCGAAAUAACAACACACAACUAAUCCAUACAAACACAGGGAACUUAUAGGACACCUAAUCAUCACAAAUCAGACACAGGUGCUAAGGACAGACAAAAGCAAUCACACAUGGAAUCAUCCAACGAUGGCAGCUAGUACUCCGGGGACGGCGAACGCCUUUGCCUGCCCGAACCAGGAGGAGGAGCAGUCUCGGCUGAAACCGUGACAGUACCCCCCCCUUGACGCGCGGCUCCAGCCGUGCGCCGACCCCGGCCUCGGGGACGGCCAGGAGGACGCGGACCCGGGCGCGUGGGAUGCCCAUGGUGGAAUUCUGUCAGGAGGGAUGGAUCGAGGAUGUCCCUCCUGGGCACCCAGCACCGUUCCUCCGGACCGUACCCCUCCCACUCCACGAGAUAUUGGAGACCACUCCUCCGGCGCCUGGAGUCCAAGAUGGUCCGGACCCUGUACGCCGGGACCCCCUCGAUGUCCAAAGGGGGUGGAGGGGUCUCUCCUAUCUCUUCCUCUUGGAGUGGGCCAGCUACCACCGGCCUGAGAAGAGACACAUGGAACGAGGGGUUAAUAUUUUUAUACUCUAUAGGUAGUUGUAACCUGUAACACACCUCGUUCAAUCUUCUCAGGACUUUGAAGGGCCCCACAAACCGCCGACCCAGCUUCCGGCAGGGCAGGCGGAGGGGCAGGUUUCGAGUCGAGAGCCAGACUCGAUCUCCCGGUGCGUACACCGGGCCCUCACUGCGGUGGCGAUCGGCGCUCGCCUUCUGUUGACGGAUGGCACGCUGCAGAUGGACAUGGGCAGCGUCCCACGUCUCCUCCGAGCGCCGAAUCCACUCGUCCACCGCAGGAGCCUCGAUCUGGCUCUCGUGCCAUGGCGCCAGGACCGGCUGAUAACCUAAGACACACUGGAAAGGUGUUAAAUUGGUGGAGGAGUGGCGGAGAGAGUUCUGGGCUAUCUCUGCCCAGGGGAGGAACCUCGACCACUCCUCCGGCCGGUCCCGGCAAUGGGACCUCAAAAACCUACCCACAUCCUGGUUUACACGUUCCACCUGCCCAUUACUCUCUGGGUGGUACCCCGAGGUAAGGCUCACCGAGACCCCCAACCGUUCCAUAAACGCCCUCCAAACUCUGGAGGUGAACUGGGGACCCCGGUCAGACACUAUAUCCUCGGGGACCCCAUAGUGCCGGAACACAUGGGUGAACAGGGCCUCAGCGGUUUGUAGGGCAGAAGGGAGACCCGGCAUAGGAAGGAGACGACAGGCCUUAGAAAACCGAUCCACAACGACCAAAAUGGUGGUAUUCCCCUGGGAGGGGGGUAGAUCGGUAACGAAAUCUACCGAGAGGUGGGACCAUGGUCGUUGUGGAACGGGCAGGGGAUGUAGCUUACCCCUGGGCAAAUGUCUAGGUGCCUUACACUGGGCACACACCGAGCAGGAGGAGACAUAAACCCUCACAUCCUUAGCUAACGUUGGCCACCAGUAUUUCAUGCUAAGACAGUGCACGGUCCGGCCAAUACCUGGAUGUCCAGAGGAGGGUGAUGUAUGAGCCCAAUAAAUAAGUCGAUCACGAACCUCGAGCGGAACGUACGUCCGCCCCACAGGACACUCGGGGGGAGUAGGGUCGGUACGCUGUGCCCGCUCGAUUUCCGCAUCGACCUCCCACACCACCGGAGCCACCAAACAAGACUCCGGCAAUAUGGAAGUAGGCUCGUUAGACCUCUCCUCUGUGUCAUACCGCCGGGACAGGGCGUCUGCCUUAGCAUUCUGGGACCCCGGGAUGUAGGUGAUCUUGAAAACAAAUCGGGUUAGGAACAUGUUCCACCUAGCCUGACGAGGGUUCAAUCUCCUAGCUGCCCGGAUGUACUCCAGGUUACGGUGAUCUGUCAGAAUGAGGAAAGGGUGUUGAGCCCCCUCAAGCCAAUGCCUCCACACCUUUAGAGCCUGAACUACGGCUAACAGCUCCCUGUCCCCAACGUCAUAGUUGCGCUCCGCCGAGCUGAGCUUCUUAGAGUAGAAGGCACAGGGGCGGAGUUUAGGUGGCGCGCCGGAUCGUUGUGACAGGACUGCCCCAAUACCGGUCUCAGACGCGUCCACCUCUACUUGGAAGGGUAAAGAGGGAUCCGGGUGCGCCAGCACGGGAGCCGAGGCGAACAGGUUCUUAAGUUUAACAAAUGCCCUGUUCGCCUCAGCCGACCACUGCAAACGAACCGGACCCCCCUUUAGUAGAGAUGUAAUGGGAGCUGCAACCUGUCCGAAACCCCGAAUAAACCUCCGGUAGUAAUUAGCAAAACCCAAGAACCGCUGCACCUCUUUUACAGUAGUUGGAGUUUGCCAAUUACGCACGGCCGAUACCCGGUCUACCUCUAUCUCCACACCAGACGCGGACAACCGAUAACCCAAAAAGGAGACGGACUCCUGGAAGAACAGGCAUUUCUCUGCCUUGACAUACAAGUCAUGCUCCAACAGUCUUCUCAACACUCGGCGCACCUGGGCUACAUGCUCGGCUCGUGUAGCAGAGUACACUAGGAUGUCGUCAAUGUAAACUACUACACCCUGCCUAUGCAUGUCCCGGAAAAUCUCGUCAACAAAGGAUUGGAAGACUGAAGGAGCAUUCAUUAACCCGUAUGGCAUGACGAGAUACUCGUAAUGACCCGAGGUUGUGCUAAAUGCUGUCUUCCAUUCAUCCCCCCCCCUAAUGCGCACCAGAUUGUACGCGCUCCUGAGAUCUAACUUUGUGAAGAAGCGCGCGCCACGUAAUGACUCCGUCAUCGUCGCAAUCAGUGGCAGUGGGUAGCUGUAUUUAACUGUAAUCUGAUUGAGACUACGGUAGUCAAUACACGGACGCAAUCCCCCAUCCUUCUUCUUCACAAAGAAGAAACUUGAGGAAACCGGGGAAGUAGAAGGCCGUAUGUAUCCCUGUGCCAAGGACUCGGCUAUGUACGUCUCCAUAGCCGCUGUCUCCUCUUGAGACAGGGGAUACACAUGACUCCGUGGCAGGGCCGCUCCAGUUUGGAGAUUUAUUGCACAGUCCCCCUGUCUAUGAGGAGGUAGCCGUGCUGCCCUAGAUUUACUGAACGCAAGUGCUAAAUCCUCAUACUCAGGGGGAAUGCGCAGUGCGGGCACUUGGUUCGGACUCUCUACCGAGGUCGCCCCUAAGGAAACACCUAGACAUCUCCCUACACACUGGGCAGACCACUCCAUAAGAGCCCUCUGUUGCCACGCUAUGGUAGGAUCAUGGGUGCUUAACCAGGGAAGUCCCAACACCACGGGGUACGCAGGAGAAUCAAUCAGAUAAAACUGAAUGAUCUCCUCGUGACCUCCCUGUGUUGUCAUCGUCAGUGGUGCUGUGACCUCCCUGAUCAAACCCGACCCCAACGGCCGGCUGUCUAAGGUGUGGACAGGAAACGGAGUUUCUACCGGCCGAAGGGGAAUCCCUAACCUACCACAAAAUGCCCGAUCAAUAAAGUUCCCAGCAGCGCCUGAAUCUACUAGCGCCUUAUGCUGGGAAUGAGGUGCCCUCCACGACCGCAGGUGGUGCAGGGGAUGGCUCCCCUCGGGUUCCCUCUCCUCCUCUCUCUAGCGCCAGCACCCCCGAUCUCCAUAGGAAUAGGCUCGGAGGUGCUGGAGGGCGAAAUGGACGACCCCCACUCGGGACGUCCGCGGGUGGCCAGCAGGGUGUCUAGACGGAUGGAAAUGUCCACCAACUGGUCGAAUGACAAGUUGGUGUCCCUGCAGGCCAGCUCACGACGAACGUCCUCUCGUAGGCUACACCUGUAGUGGUCGAUGAGGGCCCUCUCAUUCCACCCCGCAUCCGCUGCUAGUGUCCGGAACUCCAGUGCGAACUCCUGGGCGCUCCUCUUCUCCUGUCGGAGGUGGAACAGACGCUCUCCCGCCGCUUUACCUUCCGGUGGAUGAUCGAAGACAGUCCUGAAGCGGCGGGAAAACUCCGCGUAGGUGAUGGUUGCGGCGUCUAUUCCCCUCCAUUCGGCGUUGGCCCAUUCCAACGCCUUGCCGGAUAGACAGGAGAUGAGGGCGGAGACGCUCUCGUAUCCCGAGGGCGCCGGGUGUACAGUAGCCAGGUACAGUUCCACCUGUAGCAGAAAUCCCUGACACCCGGCUGCAGAACCGUCAUAUGCCCCCGGGAGCGAGAGCCGAAUACCACUGGGUUCCGGUGCUGAGAGAGGAGGACUGGCCGUUGGUGAUGGGAUAGUGGGUGAUGGCGUGGGCACCUCCCUAGUCACCAAACGACUCAGCUUGCUGGACACUUCGUCUAUGGCGGUCUCAAGUUGCUGGAACAAGAUGUCGUGAAAGCGUAUCCGUUCAUCCAGCAACCUGGAUGUCGCCACUGCUCCUGCUGACUCCAGAGUGGUGUGUUGUUCUGUCAUCUUGUGAGGUGGAUGUGGGGUGAAGUCAGGCGCAGGACACCGAAGCUAAGUCCAAAAGUUUAAUAAAGACAGAUCCCAAAAACAAGGCACGGCCUCUAAACAAAGGAGGCGGAAUAAUGCGCAAUUACGCAAAACAUGCGUAAAAUACACAGAACACAAAACCCUACACGAAAACACACACGACAGGCGAAAUAACAACACACAACUAAUCCAUACAAACACAGGGAACUUAUAGGACACCUAAUCAUCACAAAUCAGACACAGGUGCUAAGGACAGACAAAAGCAAUCACACAUGGAAUCAUCCAACGAUGGCAGCUAGUACUCCGGGGACGGCGAACGCCUUUGCCUGCCCGAACCAGGAGGAGGAGCAGUCUCGGCUGAAACCGUGACACUAGAGACACAAACCAACAUUGACAUGUUCUGGCUAUCCUUUCCAAUCUAUUAUUUUUUCCAUCUACCUAUUUUUCCCAACUAUAACCAGUCACUUCCAUUACUACUGCAGUGACUACCGCUACUUUAACUUAUUUCACAACCAUAAAUACCUUAAGACAAGCUAGCAAGAACACACAUUUUCUUUAGGAAAUUGACUUUUCUAUUUAUUCUUAUUUUCUCUUAGAUUUGGAGCAGUGGUGGUUUUUGUUAGACUGAUGUUCCAGCUCAACACACCAGUCCCCACUGAGGAUGAUGUCCUUAUUGCCUUCAACAAGCAACUAUAUAAUCAAUUCAACAUUCAGAAAAACACUCAAACCACCUUCCAGAAUGGAACUUAUAUCAGUGAGUUCAACAAAUUAGGCUUAUAUCAUGAAGACAUUUAUUUCCACUCUAUAACAUUUUUUAUAGAUAAAAACAUUCAACUGCUUCCGCUAUGUAUAUACUUCUUGAAUGUUUUCUAAUUUUUAAACUCCUAAAUUGUAGCAAUUCAUUUUGUCUGUUGCUAUAGUUACAAUUAUUUGUGUGCUCACAGAACUUACAGAUACUUCAUUUGCCGUCGAUCUUGGUUUCAAAAUAACCAAUGUAACCAUGGAGUCGCGAAGUAAUAGAAUCACAUUCACCAGUGAGACCUACAGCCAGAUACAGGAUUCAAUUAACAGCCUAGUAAGAUACUUUUAUACAUAAGAUACAUCCAUGGUCAUCUUCAGGUCAUGAUAGUAAUUGACAACUUGGUGUUUUCUCCCCUUUUAGCUCCGUGCUAUUCUUUGUAAACCAGACAGCAAACAGUUUGACUUUCCCAAGCCCGACUUCACGUAAGUACAACGUCAUGUCCGUGAACCAACCCAGCCUUCUCAACUCACUCUUUAGAAUGUCUGCAGAUGUCAUACAGCUGCUGUUUGUACAGCUAAACAGGAUGGAGGGAACAUGUUCAACUCUCACACAAAACCAAUUUUACGUUCACAGUACUGUUGGUACUCAAAUCAGGGCAGACGUGAUGUAUGUAUACAAAGAGGGAGAAAUCAACCUCCCUAGUGCUAUUCUAGAGGAAGUCUUAAAAGUCUCAGGUAUGCUGCUUUUGUUGCUAUUUCUGUUUUUUUAUUACAAUGAGUUAUCAAACACCAUGUAAAAUAUGUGUAAUACUCAAUCUCGAAAAACACGUUCACAUCUGUUGUACUGUAUAUGACAUAUUACAAGUUUUUAAUCAUUCUUAAAUGUAUUUUCAUUUAUAUUCUAGGUCUCCUUCCAACCACUGUUGCCCCAACAACUUACAGCACCACACCACUUCCUACCCUUUUGCUGACCACUCCUUUGAAUACCACAAGUGGUGGAGGUUUUCCUGGUUGGGCUCUGGCCAUUAUCAUCCCUUGUGGCAUCGCUAUCAUUCUGGUACCCCUGUGGAUCCUGCUAUGUGUACGUAUAGGCUUGUGUUCACUUGUGUACUGUGAAAAUACUCUACAAAGUAUAUUAUCAAAUAAGCUGUUCAAUCUCUGCAAUGAUAUUGAUUUAACAUGUGAAUCAUACUUCCCCAUCUUUGUUUUGCAGUGCAUGCUGUGUGGCUGCUGUGCAGCUGUAAGGAGACGCUGGCACAGACGUAGAUCUUACAAUGUACAGUACACCACCAGAAACGGCCUCUUCUGA